Molecule: messenger RNA, 847 nt
Organism: Rhopalosiphum maidis (corn leaf aphid)
Lineage: Eukaryota; Metazoa; Arthropoda; Insecta; Hemiptera; Aphididae
Product: 2-iminobutanoate/2-iminopropanoate deaminase-like
Exons: 5
Coding region: 91-579 (162 amino acids)
Cellular component (GO): cytosol
Molecular function (GO): deaminase activity
Source: RefSeq, a predicted model, not a curated record
UAACGAGACUGCAGAUAGUGGAGAACUCAUCACCGAAGGAUUCUGAUAAACACUGCCACCACCACUCAAUAUAAUAUUAUAAACGAUAUUAUGUUCAUUAGUAGACUAACAGUUCGCACACCGACACCAGUCAUUUGUACUCCUUUGCUGUUAACAGCUCUCAGGAAACGUUUUGAAGUCUUCGAAGCUAUGAGCCACUUGUCGUACGUUUCCACGGACUUGGCUGGUCCAGCGGUCGGCAUCUACAGCCAAGCAGUUAAGUACGGAGAUACAGUUUAUUUGUCAGGUACCUUGGGCUUGGAUGCUAGUACUGGUAAGCUGGUUGAAGGUGGUGCUGGACCCGAAAUAAAGAAGGCAUUGGAAAAUAUUAAGCAUGUUCUGGAAGCGUCUCAAUCGUCUUUCAGUUCAAUCGUUAAGACCACAGUUUUGUUAGCUGACAUAAAAGACGGCCCAACAGUGAACGAAAUUUACAAGCAAUUUUUUGUGCCGCCAUAUCCGGCUAGAGCAAUGUUUCAAGUGGCCAAAUUGCCUUUGGAUGCCAAAGUCGAAAUAGAAGUGAUUGCCGCGGUUAACAAGUAACCGCAAUAAGAAGAUUUAUUUUUAAUUUUGUUUGUUAAAAUGUUUUAUUCACUUGCUUUAAGCAAUGAAAAUAAUCUAAAUAUGUUAUUUACAAUAUAAAAGUGCUUUAUACACAUAAAAGCGAGGAUUUAAUGCGUAUCGAGGGAUAGAAGAAGUAUCUGUCGCAUCACAAUUGGAAAUGUGACAAAUUCAUAGUUUUAUGUUAUUUAUUUUGAAUACUUCAUAGGACUUUCUAAAAAACAUGCAAUAAAAUAAUAUUAUAACCGAG